Molecule: messenger RNA, 1452 nt
Organism: Paecilomyces variotii
Lineage: Eukaryota; Fungi; Ascomycota; Eurotiomycetes; Eurotiales; Thermoascaceae
Exons: 4
Coding region: 1-1452 (483 amino acids)
Source: RefSeq, a predicted model, not a curated record
AUGGCUAGCAUGCUGGUUGUGUUGAUAGAGACAAUGGGGAGGGAGCUGAAACCUAAGGAGCUCGCAAGUUUGGCACUGGUGAAUCACGAACUGCACCGCCUAGUCACUCCGAAUCUAUACCACACCUUGCGCUUUCACAGUUCAGGCCAGAUAACAAGCAGAGACCGUCUCUUGCUGAUGCUCGAUAUCAUGUCGGAUUCGUCCUUUGAUAAGACGAAGUUCACCAGAAUUGUCAUGGUAACAGGGUCCUGGUACCAGACUUACGACGCUAUCGAUUCGGACCUCGGUCCCCAGGGUGUCCUCUCUCCUGCAGCAAGAAUGUUGAGCGCACUUGUUGCAUGCUGUGUGGAUAAAAUGCAGUACUUGAAAGAGUUCAUCUGGGACCUUCAAGUCUCCAUCACCGAGCGGUUGGUUGCAUCCGUGAUAGCGCGACCUCACCUCGAGAGAUUGCAAUUACGACUGGGCACUAAUUCUACGCCAAAGCCGUAUUUCCACCCAGUGCUCGGCUUCGAUAGGCAUAUCAAUGUUCAGUCACUGAACCUUGUACAGAUUGAUAACCAUGCCGUUUUAGAGUCCUUUGCUGACGCCCCUCUCUUUGCAAGUAAACUCAAAGAACUCACACUCUGGGCAGAUGCAGAUAGUGAACUCUCGGUGGAACCACUUCUUUCCCGCUGGCGAGAUCAAAGGCAAAGGUUUCCACUUACAGCUCUUGAUUUCAGGGGCUUCUCAGACCUUGGGUGGAGUCCCGCUUCGGUAUGGAAUUGCAUAUGUUCCUCGACAUUGAAGGAUCUGACCUUUGAGAUCGGCCCAUCCUUUCAGGUGUCGGACUGCAACGAAUUCUGGUCGUCAGCCAUGGAGGCUGGGUUGCGACCGUCACGGCUCUCAACCAAUCUUCUGGCAUCUGGUCUGAUAGAGUUCAUCAGUUCCUUCAGCGGCCUUGAAGCCCUCAGCAUCAUGACUUGCGACCCCAAUCGUCCAGUGGAACCACUUGGCCCUCUAUUGAAUUUUCUGCAGCGACAGCAUUCAAAUACACUGAAGGUUCUCGGCAUUUGCCCGCAGGAGCAUGAAGACUAUCUCCUAGACGCACAGAUGGUCUCAGAGCAUAUAUUAGCGUGUCAUAAAAUUGAAGAACUCCGGUUUGGACCUCGACAGCCUGACAUAGCACCUAUACUCAUGGUAUUAGAGCAUCUGAACAGAUUGCCGAGUCUGCAGAUAGUCGGCCAGAUGGGCUUGGCGCAGAACCAGGAGUACGUGCAAAACGUGAUAUCCUAUGCCUUGGAACAUGGGAUUGGCAAUAACCUUAUAUACGUCGCCUUCGAUGACGGCCCAGUCUACAUGAUUAACCGGACGAUGUCGAUUGUGUGGUUAAAGGUAAAAAACACGGUCGGCUAUAUAGAGGACUCUGUCCUUCUUCAUGAGAAGCUUUUCAGCUGGGUAUCUCGUGGUACUUAA